AUGGCAGAGGUCCUUCUCCCUCCAAAGCCAGUCACAAUCGACAAGGCAAACGGUUCAGCAUCAAAUGGUGCUCCUUUGCCCAAAUUUGCAGCCUCGGAUAUCAUUUUGCCGCCUCCAGAUAUCAAGAGUAAGCUCUUUGUCGCGAUCUCGUGGAGAAUUUCGUACGCUAAGUCUUCCUCUACUCUAGCAAUCAUUGCAAAAACGGCUGUACACGUCGCCCGCUCUACCACUCGCGAGCAAUUCGAGGAACGUCUGCGUGAAAGUCGUCGUGAGGACCCAAAGUUCUCGUUUCUGAUCCCUACCGACCCAUACCAUGCGUAUUACAAGGAUCGUGUUCAACGCGUUCUCGCUGGCGAGGUAGAAGAAGAGGCUCCUGGUGCGACAAAUGAAACCGCCAUGCAAGUGGACAAGCCUGCUGCACCUGUGGACGAAGGAGAGGAACCUCCGAGAAUGAACUAUGCUCUCGUAUUGCCUCCGAUAUCCGCAAUGGACAUUGACCUUAUGAAGCUGACUGCGUUGUUCACUGCGCAAAGAGGGACACAAUUCCUUGCCUCGCUCUCCGUAAAGGAGGGUAGGAACCAUCAAUUCGAUUUCCUCAAUCCGGCUUCCAUGCUUUACGGGACGUUCAAUGCGAUGCUCGAGCAAUAUCGCCGCAUACUUUUACCGCCGCCUGAGGAGUUGGAGAAGGUCAGGGAGGCCGUUGAACCGGAUGGAAAGUGGCAGCGACUUGCUAAAAUCAGACGGCAUGCCAAAUGGGAGCGCAUACAGCGAGAGAAGCAAAAGCAAAAGGACGACGACAAGGAAGCUGAGAGAAUCGCUUUUGCGGAGAUUGACUGGCAUGAGUUUGCCAUUGUCCAGACCAUCGAGUUUACCGCUGCGGACGCCAAUACGGAGCUACCGGUUCCAAUGACAAUCGAACAAAUGGAAGCCCGAGCAUUAGAGGAGAAGAGAAUGACCGCCAUGGUCAUGGUUGAUACUGCAGAGGAAUUUGAAAGAGCAAAGGAGGCGGCAACAGUUGCAAUGCAACAACAAGAGGAAGAGCAGCGAAGACGCAUCGCCGAACAGGAGGACGAAAUCAGAGAACAGCUCCGAAUGGAAGAAGUCCAGGCGAAGAAUAUCGAAGGUGCCGGCCCGAUGAAGAUUCGCCACGACUACGUACCGAAGACCCUUGUCGAAAAGGCAAAGAAAACACAAAUGACGACAUGUCAAGUUUGCGGUCAGCAAAUCCCUGCCAACGAACUCGAGGAGCAUAUUCGUAUCGAACUCCUUGAUCCAAGAUGGAAGUCGCAGCGUGCAGAGAUUGAAUCUCGACGCUCGCAGGCAAAGGAACUACAGCGCGGUGCCGAUCCUGCGGCGGCUCUUCGAAAGCUCGCACGCAAGCGACCAGACAUGUUCGGUGCAGAAGAGACAGAGGAACUACGACGCAAGGAAGAGGAAGCUGAACUUGCUCGCAGAAAAGAGCGAGAAAAGGUCGUUUGGGAUGGUCACACUGCAUCGAAAGUUGGAACCAUGGACAAGUAUCAGACAAAUGUCAACCUCGAAGAGCAGAUUGCUGCCAUUCAUCGCUCCAAAGGCCUUGCACAGACGGAAUCUGCAGCGAUUGGACCUGGAAUUGGACCAGCCAUUACGCCGGCUCCCAUCUUCCCUCAAUCUGUGCCAGCUUCUUUGCCGAAAAAUCCAACGCUCAUGGCCGAAUCGUAUACCGGAGCAGCUGCAUCAUCUGGUGCGCCAUCUGCACCGGCAAACAUCUUCAAUCUAGCCCCCGGGCAACAGCAGCCUGUUGUUCUCCCUCCUCUUCAUUACCAAGGUCUCGCCUCUUCGCAACCUUUUGGAUAUGCCCCACCUCCUCCGGGUAUGCGAGUCGGUACCCCGGGAGGCAAAGCUGGAACCGUGCGAAGUGCCGAUGAGAUGCUUGAGGGUGAUAUGACAGGUGGACCCGUCAUGAAACGCCCUCGAGUAGGUAGGAUGCCCGACGGUCAAUUGUACCCGGAGGAUACAUGGCUAUCGUAUCAUCAGGAUCCAAUCACUAUCCAUGUUCGACUGCCUUUACAUGCCGACAAGCCAGAGUGGAAGCUUGAUGGUUCGGUGGUGGCGAUUCCUGAUGUCUCACUAUCUGCAAUUGUCUCCACUCUUCGAGACAAGCUUAUCGCACAACUCGGCUCCAAAGUCCCUGUCAGUCGUAUCAAGUUAAGCAUGGGCCACGUCACAUUGACGAACAGCAAAUCACUCGCUUCUUACAACAUUAUGGAUGGAGAAGAGAUUGCAUUUGAGCUUCGUGAUCCAAAGAAGAAGUAG
Molecule: messenger RNA, 2295 nt
Organism: Serendipita indica DSM 11827
Lineage: Eukaryota; Fungi; Basidiomycota; Agaricomycetes; Sebacinales; Serendipitaceae
Source: the annotation of a GenBank genome assembly